Messenger RNA from Fusarium vanettenii 77-13-4, 681 nucleotides. RefSeq lists its product as uncharacterized. Bases 1 to 681 code for a protein of 226 amino acids. The record is from RefSeq and is a predicted model, not a curated record. The transcript has 2 exons. Lineage: Eukaryota; Fungi; Ascomycota; Sordariomycetes; Hypocreales; Nectriaceae.
AUGUCACUUUCACUCUCUAUUCUCCUCGCCUCAGCCGCGAUGGCUGUUGCGCAGACAACCACCUUGGACAUCGUCUUUCCGGUUGAAGGCAUCAAGACCAUGUACGGAGCGGUCGUUGAUGCCAAUCCCGAGGUCACGACAUUCGCUCUUCAUUGUGCUGAGCAUGUCGAAAAUGUACAAUGUCACAUUCUUGGCACCCAGACUGUGGUCCAAGGUCCAUCCACCCUUUCCAUUCAGUACUAUUUCGCUGGGGAUGAGGAAGCUGGCUAUUUCUCUGAGGAUCUGGCUUGCAAACUCGACAGGGAAAAGGGUGCCGCCACCUGUCACAUCGACAUUGCGUCCGAAGCCAGCAAGGGCAAGACUGUGUCUACCUCUCUCGUUACCAUCAACACGGAACUGGCGUCUCUCAUGAUUCCCGCUGUCAUCACCGAAGGGGUUGACAAGCUUGAGAACCCGAACACUGCCUCUCCGGCAUCCGCAACCGAUGUUACGAUUUCUUCGACGGCGACCAGUUCAAAGAUGGAGGAGACUUCUGUAUCUGAAGGAAGCUCGAGCGCGGCGCACGAAACACCAGCUGCGUCAUCUCCAGCGGUCGAAACCAAUGACUCUCGGGCUAUAGACGUUGGGAAGUACGCGUUGGUUGGGUUAGCUGCCACGGCUGCAGCUUUCUUCCUGGCUUAG